ACCAAAAACUCUAUCUUCUCUUUCCUAAGACUCAAACCAUGUAUACAUAUAUUUUGUGUGUAUAUAUUCAAAAAAAUAAUAAACUCGAUCUAGCCACUGUUAUUUAAUAUACAUUUGAAAGAAAGCUAGUACGUGAUUAACAAACAUUAUUGCAAUACCAGUCAAUGAGGAAAAGAUUUUAGAGAGCUUCAAGGAUGAAAAUGAGUUUUCCUUGGGUAAACGUCCAACGCCAGAUGGAGUAAGAAAUAUAUCACAAAAUGCAUAUCAAAAGAACAAGAAAUUGCAUGAUGCUAAAUCUUCUGGUGAAGAUCACGAAAUGAACUCGAGUUCGAAGUGUACAUCAAUGAAGGAUCAUUGUGUUGGAAAGAAGUCUAAAAUCAUCUGGACCAAAGCGUUGAGCAAGAAGUUCUUGGAAGCCGUUGGAAUUCUUGGAAUUGAUAAAGCUUCCCCAAAGAAAAUCCAAGAAUUGAUGAAUGUGAAAGGUUUAACAAGAGAUCAUGUGUCAAGUCAUCUACAAAAACACCGAAUCUUACUAAAGAAAUUAAGUAGCACAAGUUGUGGUGUUCAAGCUGCUUCAAAACCAUGCUUGUUAGAGAGCUCAGUGGUUGACGGCGCCUCUUUGAAAAAAUCUUCAUUUGUCCUUAAUCAGGAACACAUGAAUUGGUCAUCUUAUAGUGGGACACAUACCACUAAUCCUCGAAUUGUGGACACUGAACGCUCCUACAUUCCUUUUAUUCAAGCUGCAAAUUUCAAUUCAACAUUUUCAUCUGCAUUAACUCUUUCAGGUCCAUUACCAAAUAAAGAGUGGAAUGCUAAUAUGGAAAAAGGGGCAAUAAGAGAUGAUAUGGUGCUGACUGAAACUGAAAUAGAUGCUAUUUUAUCAUUUGCUGAUGAAAAUGGCGAUUGCGGUCAAACUUCAAAUAAUGUCCCUGCUACUCUAAACCGCCAGAAUAAGGAUGCGAAUGGUCAAAACUUUCCGAAUAUUGUCUCAUUUGAUUCAAAUCUUAAGGAGAAAACUGCAUCCACCACCCAACAUCAAACUUCAAAUUGAUAUCUUCAUGUUUUUUAUCCAGCUUUCAACUUGCAUAUCUAUGAGCAUGCAAAUCAUGGAGCCCGUUGGAAGUCUUAAACCCGUAGCAUGUGAUAUGACCUUCAAGGC
This is a messenger RNA of Helianthus annuus (common sunflower), 1159 nucleotides long. Its product is annotated as two-component response regulator ORR25-like. Bases 317 to 1051 code for a protein of 244 amino acids. The record is from RefSeq and is a predicted model, not a curated record. The transcript is spliced from 5 exons. Gene Ontology annotation, molecular function: DNA-binding transcription factor activity; DNA binding. Gene Ontology annotation, cellular component: nucleus. Gene Ontology annotation, biological process: regulation of DNA-templated transcription. Lineage: Eukaryota; Viridiplantae; Streptophyta; Magnoliopsida; Asterales; Asteraceae.